CCCGUAGUUUAAUGUUGGGGCUUGAAGGAUCCUGGUUUAGGCACUGGAUAGAUCUAAACUUUAUGUGCGAUGAACUAGCUAGGAAGUGAGCCGCCGCCGCCUGGUAGAACAGAGAAGGAUGUCGGGCAUGGCGAGGGAAAAUCUAGUGCGGAUUGAAGAGAUACAAGGGAGAGGACGAGCUAUAGUGUCCUCUCAGCCGCUGAGGGGCGGUGAAAUUGUGCUUAGGGAUUCUCCAAUCCUCCUCUACUCUGCUUUUCCUCUCAAUGGACAACAACUGCAAUUCUCAACCUCAAUUUAUUGCGAUAACUGCUUCAGAAAGUUACAAUCAGCAUCGGCACCCUUAUCUUGCCCAUCUUGCUCUCAACAUCGUUUCUGUAGCCCAAAUUGCCUUUCGGUUUCAAUUGCCUCGUCCCACAAUACCUGGGUUUGCCAAGCUCUAAGUCGCAUGCGGGAUUGCCCAUCCCUUGUUCUGCAUCAGCCUAUGGAGCGCCAAAUCCAAGCCCGUUUCCUCAUCGCCGCCUACAACCUUGCACUUGUCUCGCCUUCCAACUUCCAAAUUUUAUCAUCUCUUCAAGGCCAUGGAGAGGAUAAAGAUGCCGUAGCCGCUCAAUUUUUACAUUCCGUCAUCUCGUCUCUCUGUCCUCCUCCUUCGAUUGAGGGAUUCCUCUUCUCCUUGGAACUUACCUCGGCACUACUUGCCAAGGACAAGCUCAAUGCUUUCGGCAUAAUGGAACCUGUGGAUUUCAAUAAAGAAAACUGUGGGCAGAGAUCAGUCCGAGCCUAUGGCAUAUACCCGAAGGCCUCCCUCUUCAACCAUGACUGCCUUCCAAAUGCUUGCAGAUUUGAUUACGUCGACAAUGCUCCCGAUCGCAAUACUGACGUGAUUAUCCGGAUGAUUCAUGAUGUCCCUCAAGGAAGAGAGAUCUGCUUGAGCUAUUUCCCUAUUAAUGAGAAUUAUUCCAGCCGGCAGAAAAGAUUGCUCGAGGACUAUGGAUUCACCUGCGAGUGUGACCGGUGUAAAGUCGAAGCUAAUUGGUCGGAUCAGGAGGACAAUGAGGGCGAUGAUGAUGAUGAAGAGAAUGAGGCAAUGGAGGAGGACCAUGAUGAACCAAUGGUGGAGGAGGCAGCCUCAGAAUAUGAAACCGACUUUCCCCACGCUUAUUUCUUCGUGAGAUACAUGUGUAAUCGAGAAAAUUGCUGGGGAACUCUAGCUCCUUUGCCUUCGUCAAAUGUUAACCAGUCGUCUAAUCUCUUGGAGUGUAAUGUGUGUGGCAACAUAAAAAAUGAAGCAGAUGACAUUGAUGCUGAUGGAGGACAAGGCGCGUAUUCCAUACCUCAUUAGUUUAUCCUAAUCCUAUGCGAUUUUGCAGUUCCUGUUCCUUUAAUUUCAGUGCUAUGAUUGCAGUUAUGAUAUAUAUUUUCUGAACGAGUAAUUACUCAAUUCAAAAUGCAUUUGUUUUUCUCAA
Hevea brasiliensis (rubber tree) is the source of this 1466-nucleotide messenger RNA. Its product is annotated as histone-lysine N-methyltransferase ASHR2-like. The coding region runs from base 119 to 1342 and encodes 407 amino acids. The transcript has a single exon. The record is from RefSeq and is a predicted model, not a curated record. Lineage: Eukaryota; Viridiplantae; Streptophyta; Magnoliopsida; Malpighiales; Euphorbiaceae. Gene Ontology annotation, molecular function: protein binding.